Messenger RNA from Coccomyxa subellipsoidea C-169, 1171 nucleotides. RefSeq names its product TPR-like protein. Lineage: Eukaryota; Viridiplantae; Chlorophyta; Trebouxiophyceae; Coccomyxaceae. Bases 149 to 688 code for a protein of 179 amino acids. Gene Ontology annotation, molecular function: protein binding. The record is from RefSeq and is a predicted model, not a curated record. The transcript is spliced from 6 exons.
AAAGCGUGGGAUUCUCAAGGAUAACUCCUGUAGUCCUCGACUGCGGGUGGUUGUAUUACGAUCCUGACUGUUGACAUCAACGUCCGUGCGUGCUUGAGAGUCUAGAAGACGCAUAGCUACGUCGAGAUCUCAGGGAGAGUGGAAAUCGAUGUCGUCAUCGAUACAUUUUGGGUUGCGUAAGAGGCAGAAAAUAGAAGUGCCUCCACAGGCCUUUUCUGACCCAGACGAGGACAGCGAUCUACCGGAAUCUGAACAGGAUGUUGAAGCUCAGGUCAAACAAUUGCAGGAGGAGGGCAGCAGGUAUGCUGAGGAUGGCCAAUAUUCUGCUGCUAUAAGGACAUGGGACCGUGCCAUCGCAAUGAGGCCAUCAAAUGCUGUUCUACACGAGCUGAAAGCCCAGGUCUUGCUCGAUGCUGGGCAACCGUGGGCAGCAGUACAGUCUGCAUUGAAGGCCACGAGCUUGGAUGAGACAUGGCCAGACGGCUUCCUCACGCUUUCCCGAGCCCAAUUUAACUUCGGCGAGCCUGAGGAGGCUCUGAUCAGCAUAAAUGAGGCACUGAGACUACAGCCUGACCACCCGGACGCCCUGAGGGAGAUCACAGACAUCAAGGCACAAGUCCAGCGCAGGAUUGGGCAGCCCGUGCCCCUGCGAGCCCCCACAGAAGAGCCUGGAGGAGCGCUGGUCUAAACCGAGUCCAAUGUUUGCUCCUCCUGCUCAAAUAUCUCGUCUUCAAUGCUGGCCCAGAGCAGCUCCACUCGGUCUACAUAGGCAUGGAAUUCUGGGUCUGCCAAGUAGGCCCUUAUGGCGUCUCUGAUGUCUGCAUCUGUCUGCGUGUGAUCACUGUCCGGCCCAGAGUGAUUGCUUGGGGCAUGCUGCAUCUCUGCUUGGGUUGCAUGAUUGCCAUCCGGGCUGCAGUCCUGCUGCCUGCAGGGCAUGAGGCUACCUUUGCAAGAGAUAUAAAUUCUUGUAAUUUAUAGAUACUGCCGUUCAUGCAGGCUGGAAGACAUUUCACUGUUGUUUUCUGUCUGCAAGUUUACCUGUAAUGUGGGCAACACUCUCCUUGCUGGCCAACCUGUGUGUCAGCAUCUGGAAGCGACUCUGCCACCUGUGGCCCCAGACUUAGUCCGGAGGAUCUGGCGAGGACGCUCUUUGUGUAAAGCUCCUGCAAGG